UCUUUCUGUAAAUCAAAGUGGGUUUUAUGGCCCUCCCUAUUGUCUUUUAGAUUAUGGUUGUUUGUGGGGGUAGUUUUUGUAGGGUUAAUAGUAUUAUGGAGGGAAGUUGUGUCAGUUCCAAGAAUCAAGACUCAUGUGUUCGUUUUCUUGAUUAUCAUACGUUUCUUCUUACUUCUUCUAAUCUUCUUUUCUUUCUCUAUCUAUCUAUAUAUAUAUGUGUGUAGAAAGCUGCUCCUGAAACGUAACAAUGGGUUCAAUCGGAGAAAUGAAACCGUUUAAAGAUCCAAUAAUUGGUGGUGAAAGAACAGAUUUUGUGGAGAGUGGAAAGAGUAGCAUGUGUAGAGGAAGUACAAGCACUGAUAUAAGCGACGAAAGUUGUUACAGCACGUUGAGCGCCACCAUCAGCAAACCUCAUAAAUCAAACGAUUCAAGAUGGGAAGCGAUUCAGAGUGUUAGAUUACAAGAUGGGAAUCUGGGUCUGAAUCAUUUUCGAUUGUUGAAAAGAUUGGGUUGCGGGGACAUCGGAAGUGUUUAUCUUUGUGAGCUUACGGGUACCAAAUCGUAUUAUGCAAUGAAGGUGAUGGAUAAAGUGUCGCUUGAAGGUCGUAAUAAGUUAUUAAGAGCGCAAACAGAAAAGGAAAUACUUCAAUCUUUGGAUCAUCCUUUUCUUCCCAGUUUGUAUACUCAUUUUGAGACGGAUAAGUUCUCGUGUUUGGUAAUGGAGUUUUGCCCCGGCGGCGAUUUGCACAUGCUCCGGCAACGCCAGCCGGGAAAACGAUUCUGUGAACAAGCUGUCAAAUUUUAUGUUGCUGAGAUACUUCUUGCUAUGGAGUACCUGCAUAUGCUUGGAAUCGUGUAUCGUGACCUGAAGCCGGAAAAUGUUCUUGUUAGGGAAGAUGGUCAUAUAAUGCUUACCGACUUUGAUCUUUCACUUCGUUGUUCAGUCAGUCCAACGCUUGUGAAUUUAUUUUCAUCGUCUUUAGAGAACGAUCCUUUACAGAAGAGCUCCGGCGGUUAUUGCAUCGAGCCGCCGUCGUCUUCGUCUUGUAUCCAACCCUCAUGUGUGGUUUCUACCUCUUGUUUCUCUCCGAGAAUGUUUAGAUCCAAGAAAGAUAAGAAAUCGAAGUCGAAAUCGGAAAUUGGGAACCAGGUGAGUCCGUUACCGGAGCUUAUGGCGGAGCCGACCGGUGUCCGGUCAAUGUCGUUUGUUGGGACGCAUGAGUAUUUGGCGCCAGAGAUUAUAAAAAACGAAGGACAUGGCAGCGCGGUGGAUUGGUGGACGCUUGGUAUAUUUUUGUACGAGUUGCUUUUUGGGAAAACUCCGUUCAAAGGGACAGGCAAUCGAGCGACGUUGACAAAUGUGGUUGGGCAGCCGCUGAGGUUCCCGGAGUCGCCGGUUGUGAGUUUUCCGGCGAGGGAUCUGAUGAGAGGUUUGCUGGUGAAAGAACCAAAGCAACGAUUGGCAUACAAGAGAGGAGCUACUGAAAUCAAACAACAUCCUUUCUUUGAAGGUGUUAAUUGGGCGUUGAUUCGUUGUGCAACCCCACCGGAAAUCCCAAAGGCGGUGGUGUUUGAACGGAAUUCUUCUCCGAUGACAUCCCUUUGCGAGAAAAAGGCUGCUGCUGUCGUGGUUGCACCUGAGAAGAAGGGAUCCGACAAUUAUCUUGAGUUUGAUUUCUUUUGAAACAGUUAUACAUUCUGAAAUGUGAAGCAUUCUUUUUUAAUUUCGUUUGGAUUUUUUUUUUUUUUUUUUUCUGUGGAAAGAUAAGAAAUUUAUGAUGUUUUUGUUUGGACGACUGUUGAAAUAUGUGAAAAUUUUGUGUUUGUAAAUGUUAAUACAACGACAUUCUUCAGAUUA
Lactuca sativa (garden lettuce) is the source of this 1858-nucleotide messenger RNA. Its product is annotated as serine/threonine-protein kinase D6PKL2. Gene Ontology annotation, molecular function: protein kinase activity; ATP binding. The record is from RefSeq and is a predicted model, not a curated record. Lineage: Eukaryota; Viridiplantae; Streptophyta; Magnoliopsida; Asterales; Asteraceae. Gene Ontology annotation, biological process: protein phosphorylation.